CUUCUCUCUGCUGUCGGAUAUUCACGGAGCGGGGCAGCGUCAUUGAAUUUCAGUCUCUUCAGUGUCGGUCUACUAUAUGAUUGUUUUAGAGACUUCUGGCAGCCAAGUCUUACAGCGAAGCUGCUAUGCAAGCACCUGACUGCCACACACCUCACUCCAGAGAAUUUGUUGUCAAAUGAUGUCUCUUUGCUGGUAAAGCAGGCGCUCUCCUACAAGGAUGAAGGCCGGGAAAUCCCAGAACUACUUUGGGCUGAGCUCAUUCAAGAACGACUGUCAGAAGUGGACUGCGUGAAAAGAGGUUGGCUUCUGGAUGGGUUCCCACAAACACGUCAGCAGGCAUUAAUGCUACAGAUGACUGGCACAGCCCCUGAUCACGUAGUGGUUUUAGAUGCUCCUGAUGUUGUCCUGAUAGAAAGGAAUAUGGGGAAAAGGAUUGACCCCACAUCUGGAGAGGUGUACCAUACAUCCUUUGACUGGCCUUCUGAACCCGACAUCCAGAAGAACUUGGUGGAACCAGAAGGAAUUUCAGAGGAAGAGACAGGAAGGCGGCUGCUGGAGUAUCACCGGAACAUCCCGGGCAUUCUGCCAACUUUCGCUAAGGUCUACAAAGUGUUCAACGCUGACCAGCCUUGCAUGGAUGUCUUCUCACAAGUGCUGACAUUUGUCUUAAGCCGACCUCGCUCCUUGGCACCUCACACACCGAGAAUUCUGCUAUAUGGACCACCCGGAAGUGGGAGGAGCCUACAAGCGGCAUUGCUGGCAGAGAAAUAUGGCCUUGUCAACAUUUGCUGCGGUAAGGUGCUGAAGGAAGCUGUCGCCAGUGAGGCUAAGCUUGGCGAGAUCAUCAAGCCGUACAUUGAGAACGGACAACAAGUGCCUGACAACCUUGUGUUGAAGAUUCUCACAGAACAUCUAAGCACACUAGAGGCUGGCACGCAUGGGUGGGUGCUUCAUGGGUGCCCAAGAGAUAUUGAGCAAGCCAGUUUGCUGUCUGAUGCCGGCUUUGUGCCCAACAAGGUGUUUUUUUUGGAUAUCACAGAUGACGCUGCCAUAGAGCGUCUCUCUUUACGUAUGACAGAUCCGGUGUCUGGAGAGAGAUACCACAGUCUGUACAAACCAGCGCCAAGGGCAGAAGUGCAGGAGCGACUGCGGCAGAAUCCGCGAGACACGGAACACAGGCUCCAGAAGAAGCUGGACAUGUAUCACGCCAAUGCAGAAGAGCUUCAGGAGUUUUAUCAAGAUGUCAUUCACAUAAAUGCAGAUCAAGACCCCUACACUGUAUUUGAGUUCAUCGAGAGCUGUAUAGUUAAACCCCUUCCCAAGAGAGUCCCUGGGGAUCUAACAGCUCCCUAAUCACACUCAGUAGCAGACACGGCAGUAACUGAUGGUUUGGGUUAUCCGGUUGUGCCAUAAAGGUGCUUUUAUACCAGCAGGGACAUGAAAACCAAAAUUUGUCUUUCAUGAUUCAGAUAGAGAAUACAAUUUGUAAAAUGUUUCCUAUUUACUUAUAUUAUCAAUUGUGCUUCAUUCUCUUGUUAUUCUUUGUUGACGAGAUAUCUAGAUAGGUAGUGUGCACAUGUCUGUAGAACUACAUGACAGGAAAUAGUGCUGCCCUCUAGUGCUCUUGCCAAUGUAUAACAUUAUUAUAAAACUGCUGCCAUAGUACUGCAGACACGUGCACACUCCUGAGCUUACGUCCCUGCUUUCCAACAAAGGAUAACAAGAAAAUGAAGAAAAUGUGAUAAUAGAAAUAUAUUGGAAAGUUGUUUUAAAAUUGUAUGUUCUAUCUGAAUCAUGAUAAAAAAAAUGGGUUUCAUACCCCAUUAACUAUUAAGCCACUUGUGAUAGCCAGGAACACCUGACCUGCACAUCCAGUUGUUGCACUGAAUCAACAAAAGAAGACAACAAUUAGACCAUAACUUGUAUCUAAACUGUCGCUUGCUCUUUGUUUUUCUGUCUAAGAGCUAUUGUGAUGUUUGUGCAGGGAGAUCUGCUGUGCCUUUGUGCUCACUUUAUCAAGUCCUGUGUCUAACCAGAGGGAAAGUCCCAGAAGUGUAUUUGUAGACUGGAGAAAGCGAGACCAAGCACCACAGAUUCUGUGCAGUAAUCCCUGUGAAAAUAUAGGUGGGAGGAAUGAGCAGAAAGGCUGUAGAAUAUGUCUCAUCAGAUUAUUCUAAUGUCUUGUUAACCCCUGAUCCGUGAGCUGUGACCGCAGAACGUUGCAUAGCCAAGGGUUUAUGUAUCCUGUUACUAUACAGGGGCUUACGGUUAUAUUGCGCCAGCAUCCUACACAUACACCGUGUGCCAUGCAGUGACGUCUAUGAGCUUCAUUUAUUCUGAUGAUUAAUAUUCUGUCUUUUAGUCUGCUCUGUGCAUAUUAGUUCCCCUUGAGUGGUGAGGGGAAGGUCUGGCUUUAUUUCAUUGAUAUGCAUUCAGCUUGUAGCCUGGGGUCAGAGUUCAGCUCCCUGUGGGUAUGUAGCAGGCCUAGUGUACAUGGAGAUGUUAGCAGAACAUGCUAAUACACUUGUAUGACUCUCCCUGUGCUACAGUCAGCUCAACUGCCAUUCAUUUCAUUACCGCAAACCAGCAGCUCAGAGACGGACCUUGUAAGGGCAAUCAGCUAGAUCACAGGAACACAGGCUCCAGCUGAUCAGUAGCUUUACAAACAAGAACUAUAUAACACAAUGAUAGCGGUCUCAUUAAGAAUUUAGCUUUUUGUUGAUCUAACCUCAGAUUUGCAUUCUAUUGUAUUAGUAUAUAACUGACAGCCCAUGUAGGUUUCUCAUGCACCCUCUCACCCAGUCCUAGGGAGCAGCUCAGGAUGUGCCAUUUUUAUUUCCAAAACCUAAAUCUUCUAUGUCUUGUAUAAGCAGCACAUCUACCAACCUUUUAAUGCCCUGUUUUAUCUUUCACACAGUGCAUUAUAACACAGACGUUUUAAGGUCUUGUGCGGCCUAUUGGAGAAUUCUAAGGUUCCAAAUGUGGAAUCUGACUGUUUUUGGCUCUUCUGUUAUAUCUGCUGCAAGAUGAUUCCAUCUAUCAAUCAUCUAUAUAGGAGAAUUUUUUAAAAAUAUUUUUUGUUUAAUUCUUUGUGUAUAUUGUUUUAUUUUAUUACUACAUAUUGUAGGAACUAUAUCAACCUCACUGAAGUCAAAGCUGAAUAAAUGUAAUAUUCUGAUGAAACCACCAACAAUAUAUAUGAAUUUGUUCUGCUUUACUCUGAGAUCAUCCAUCCAACAGCCUUUUUAACUGAAAACGGAAGCAGCACUUGGAUGGUCAGACUUAAAAGAUGACAAAAAGACAAAGGCGCCUCUUGGUGUAAUACAGUUGGUGAAAGCCAACUGUAUUAUACAUGUCAGCAACAUGUAUAAAAUGUUAUAGAAAUAAAUAAUUAUGUCACAUGAAACUACAAUACAAAAUUGCGCAUCAGGCGCCAUUACAGCUGUACUAUCCACUAGUUUAUACAUGUUGCUGACACUAUUAUAGAUAUCGUACUUUAUAUUAUGUCAUGAUGGUUAUUUGACUUGGACAUACUUAUACCGGUCCAGUAUUGCACUAGAUAGAGUAACUGUUUGGAGGUCAAUUCUCUUUUUGUAGAUAGACAUUGUGCAAUCCGUGAACCGUGUUUGGUAUAUUUCUGCCCAAGUUUUCACUACUCAUUCGUACUGCUUUUGCAAGUAUUGUCUAAAUGGUGCAUUUUGUGGAUUAUACAGCCUUCUUCCAUUUGUGUGCUUUUUAAUCUAAGUUUUAUAUACUACUACAGCAGUAGUUUUUCUUUCUUUUUAUAUAAUUAACUAAUAAAUGUUAAGUUUUAAUCACA
Molecule: messenger RNA, 3820 nt
Organism: Bombina bombina (fire-bellied toad)
Lineage: Eukaryota; Metazoa; Chordata; Amphibia; Anura; Bombinatoridae
Gene: AK8
Product: adenylate kinase 8
Exons: 11
Biological process (GO): nucleoside triphosphate biosynthetic process
Cellular component (GO): cytoplasm
Molecular function (GO): AMP kinase activity; nucleoside diphosphate kinase activity; ATP binding
Source: RefSeq, a predicted model, not a curated record